Silurus meridionalis is the source of this 2756-nucleotide messenger RNA. RefSeq names its product poly(A) binding protein, cytoplasmic 1a (gene pabpc1a). The record is from RefSeq and is a predicted model, not a curated record. NCBI's taxonomy places the organism in Eukaryota, Metazoa, Chordata, Actinopteri, Siluriformes, Siluridae. Gene Ontology annotation, cellular component: cytosol; ribonucleoprotein complex; nucleus. Gene Ontology annotation, molecular function: mRNA 3'-UTR binding; poly(U) RNA binding; poly(A) binding.
UUCCGCCCCUCUUCCGUGCAGUGCUGUGGUGAGCGCGUGUGCCCCGGAGCGAGCCUCGGCACACAUCUUAUUAAAAAAAAUCAAAAAUACAAAAAAAUUACAAAACAAAAAAUCUACAAAAAAUCUCUUUUCGUGUCUGUGACCGGGACUCGGUGAAGCAGCGGAGCCGCAGCGGGUUGAUCAGCUUUAGCUAACGGAGGAGAUUAGUGUGUGAGUUAGCCGAACUAGCAGCGCUCUGAUAUGAGGGAUUAGCUUAGUGUGCUAACUUGUUAGCAUUAGCUGAAGCCAGCUCACAGCGUGGUGUUUAAGUUUCAUCUUUACAGAGUUAUCGCUUUAUUAUAAUCCGGUUGGGACCUAAUCGGUUUAUCGGCUAAAAUAUAAAUAACCUCCAGCCCGGUUGCCAUAGUUACCGAGCGUUAAAUUAGCCUGUUAGCUUGUGUGGUGUAGCGCGUGCUCAGUGUGUUUCCGGUUGCUCGGUGUGAGUGUACAGUAGGUGAAGAUGAAUCCCAGCGCUCCCAGUUACCCCAUGGCCUCCCUGUAUGUGGGGGACCUGCACCCAGACGUCACCGAGGCCAUGCUGUAUGAGAAGUUCAGCCCUGCGGGUCCCAUUCUCUCCAUCCGCGUGUGUAGGGACAUGAUGACCCGCCGAUCCCUCGGGUACGCCUACGUCAACUUCCAGCAGCCUGCUGACGCUGAGCGAGCUCUGGACACCAUGAAUUUUGAUGUGAUUAAGGGGCGUCCUGUUCGGAUCAUGUGGUCCCAGAGAGACCCCUCUCUGAGGAAGAGUGGCGUCGGGAACAUCUUCAUCAAGAACCUUGACAAGUCCAUCGACAACAAGGCUCUGUAUGACACCUUCUCGGCGUUCGGGAAUAUCCUGUCCUGCAAGGUGGUGUGUGAUGAAAACGGCUCUAAGGGUUACGGCUUUGUGCACUUUGAGACCCACGAGGCUGCAGAAAGAGCGAUAGAGAAAAUGAACGGCAUGCUGCUGAACGACCGCAAAGUGUUUGUUGGACGCUUUAAGUCCCGUAAAGAGCGUGAGGCUGAGAUGGGAGCUCGCGCCAAAGAGUUUACAAACGUCUACAUUAAGAACUUUGGCGAGGACAUGGACGACGACAAACUCAAAGACAUCUUUACCAAGUUUGGACCUGCACUGAGUAUUCGGGUCAUGACUGAUGAUGGUGGAAAAUCAAAAGGGUUUGGCUUCGUGAGCUUCGAGAGACAUGAGGACGCUCAGAGAGCUGUGGAUGAGAUGAAUGGAAAGGAGUUAAAUGGGAAACAGGUAUAUGUUGGUCGGGCGCAGAAGAAAGGUGAGAGGCAGACAGAACUGAAACGCAAGUUUGAGCAGAUGAAGCAGGACCGCAUGACACGCUACCAGGGUGUGAACUUGUAUGUAAAGAAUUUGGAUGAUGGUCUGGAUGAUGAACGUCUCCGCAAAGAAUUCUCACCUUUUGGAACCAUCACCAGUGCCAAGGUGAUGAUGGAGGGCGGUCGCUCGAAAGGGUUCGGCUUUGUGUGUUUCUCAUCUCCAGAGGAAGCCACGAAGGCAGUGACGGAGAUGAACGGUCGGAUCGUAGCCACCAAGCCGCUGUACGUCGCUCUCGCUCAGCGCAAAGAGGAGCGUCAGGCUCAUCUCACCAAUCAGUACAUGCAGAGGAUGGCCAGCGUCCGUGCCGUCCCCAACCCCGUCCUCAACCCCUACCAGCCUGCUCCUCCAUCAGGGUACUUCAUGGCUGCCAUUCCUCAGGCUCAGAACAGAGCUGCGUAUUACCCGAGCAGUCAGUUGGCGCAGCUCCGCCCAAGUCCUCGCUGGGCCACUCAGAGUGUCCGUCCUCAGCAUUUCCAGAACACGAACACGAUCCGUCCCGCAGCGCCACGUCCACAAACCUUCGGUGCCAUCCGCCAGACCACCAAUCAGGUGCCCCGAAUGAUCACAUCACAGCGGAUGGCAUCCCAGCCUUUGGGGCCGCGCCCAGCCAGUGCAGCAGCAGCUACAGGAACGGCACCAGUGCGAGCAGUGCAGCAGUACAAAUACACACCUGGAGUACGCAACACACAACACCUGCCCACACAAGUUCCCCUGCCACAGGCUGCGGUGCAUGUACAGGGUCAGGAGCCUCUCACUGCCUCAAUGCUGGCCGCUGCCCCUCCACAGGAGCAGAAGCAGAUGCUGGGUGAGCGUCUGUUCCCAUUGAUCCAGAACAUGCACCCAACUCUGGCUGGGAAAAUCACUGGCAUGCUACUGGAGAUUGACAACUCAGAGCUGCUGCACAUGCUCGAGUCUCCUGAGUCUCUGCGCUCUAAGGUGGAUGAGGCGGUGGCGGUACUGCAGGCUCACCAAGCAAAGGAGAAUGCUCAGAAAUCAGUGAGCAGUGCAGCUGUUCCAGCUGUUUAAUGGAGCUUUAAACAGAAACAGAAUCAUUCCCACUGCACUCGGCUGCUUCACCAACCUACGCCCAGGGCCGUAAAAAUAAAAACUGAAAAAAAACUGAAAAGAGAAGUAGGCGUGAGACACACACUGCCGGGUCGCAUGCCGACCCAGAGUCCAACUAAAACUGAGAAAAAAAAAAAAAAGAAAAAUGGAAACGCUCAUUUAUCAUUUCUUUGUUUUUAUUCUUCUCGCUGUCUGAGAUUUAGAAUGUCACUCAAUGUGUGUGUGUGUGUGUGUGUGUGUGUGUGUGUGCGCGUGCGCGUGUGUGUGUGUCACUCGAUAGCUGAGCUUUGGAAACGUGAAUUGGAUUAAUAAAGAUUGAAACAGG